Molecule: messenger RNA, 1847 nt
Organism: Arachis duranensis
Lineage: Eukaryota; Viridiplantae; Streptophyta; Magnoliopsida; Fabales; Fabaceae
Product: seipin-2-like
Exons: 2
Coding region: 117-1664 (515 amino acids)
Biological process (GO): lipid droplet organization; lipid storage
Cellular component (GO): endoplasmic reticulum membrane
Source: RefSeq, a predicted model, not a curated record
UUAUCCGUUGUGGCUUGAAAAUGGGAGGCAGAGCCGAAUUGAGAAUAACCAACCGGAAAUAACCGAAUAACUUCCUAACCAACUAACUUUGCCUCCACAUUCGCAAUCGCAUUUCAAUGGACCCCAACGACGACGUUUACUCAGACACCCUCAAUGGCUCCGACGACCACGCCAAUGACUCACUGGAACCUUUCUCCGCCUCCGCUCCCGCUCUCUGCGAUCCUCAACCGCCUCCGCUCCCUCUUUAUAGUCCUCCCUCCGCCAAGCUACGCCGCCGCUCCGUUUGCCCCCCAUCUCUCUUUACGGAAUCUACGGACACCGCUUCCCGGAGCGAAAUCAUCGAUGACGACGACGCCAGAAAGAGCUCCCAAAAGCAUCAUCGGAACCUCCUAAAAUUGAAGGAAAUCAAGGCCUCCGAAUUUGAGGAGAUUCCCGCGAAACCUAUUUCGAUUCAAGAGAAAAAGGUUCCUCCUUUUCCAUCUGCGAGUAUUGUGACCAAAGAGAAACGCGAGGAAUCGACGUUAACCACAGCUGUAUCUGCAAAAGACGAUGUUUUUGCUGAUUCCGCUGACUCCUCUGAGGUGCCGAGGCUCGUCGAUUCUCCUCCGUCGAAUACGCUAGAAUAUGCAGCGGGAUUUUUAAUUAGGGCAAUUUUGUUUCAAAUCAAAAUCUUGAUUUGGUUAAUAAAGUUUCCAUUGUGGCUCACUGUCCACACUUGCAUGUUCAUCGUGGACCCUUUCGGAACAUGGAGAAAGGGUAUUCGUUUUUCGACUCAGGUUUUGGGUUGUGCCUUUGGGUUCGUUGGUAUUCCAGCUCGGGUAAUUUUUAAGGAUCAGAAAGCAUUCUGGAACGUUGCGUUUAGGUGUGGAUGGGGGUUCUUGUGGUCUAUGGUCGUGUGUUGUGUUCUGUUUGCUCUUGCUGUUUCCUCACUUGUUUUUAGUGGGUUUGUGGUCAGCGGGUUAGCGCAGAAGCCAACCCAAUUGAUAAAAGGUUUCAACUUUGACUACACCAAGCAGAGUCCUGUGGCAUAUGUGCCUCUAAUAUCGUGUGCUGCUGUUGUUGGUGGCCAUGAUUCAGUGAAGGAAAUUGCAGCUAGUAAGUGGGUGGGUCAAAGGGUGUUACCUCCUAAACAGAAUGUGCAGGUUACUGUUUCAUUGGAAGUGCCCGAAUCAGGUUACAAUAGAAAUCUUGGGGUAUUUCAGAUCAGAACAGACUUCUUAACAUAUAGUGGUAAAACAAUUGCAAGUUUGAGCCAACCUUGCAUGUUAAAAUUUAGAAGUGAACCUAUCCGGCUAAUGACGACUCUAGUCAAUAUUCUUCCUCUUCUUACUGGUUAUGCAUCAGAAACACAGACUCUGGAAGUGAAGAUAAGGGGUUUUGUUGAAAGGGAGGAACCUACUUCGUGCUUAAGAGUAACCCUUGAGCCACGAUCAGAGUAUAUACAUGGUGCUGGCCUUCCUCAAAUAUAUGAUUCAUCUGUGGUAAUUGAGGCACAACUCCCAUUUUACAAGAGGAUCAUAUGGAAUUGGAAGAUAAGCUUAUUCAUAUGGAUUGCAAUGACAACAUUUUUUGUGCAGUUUCUGUUUCUCCUAGUGUGUUGUUGGCCGUUCAUUAUUCCAAGAUCCAGGCAAAGGAGAGGUCCUGCUCCCCGUAAUGGUAAAUAAAGUAAAACAUUCUUCACCCUCCAUUUUUUUUUCUCCUAACAGUGUAAAGCUAGCAUGUUCUGACAUGUUGAAUUCAUUUUUUCUUCCAAUUUUCCUUUCCUAUCAGCAGUGUAUACAUGUUUUAUUUCACAUUACAUUAUGUAAUUUAUAAUAAAAUAUAGAGAGUACUCUUCAGUCAAAGAA